Halichondria panicea is the source of this 16016-nucleotide messenger RNA. Its product is annotated as E3 ubiquitin-protein ligase UBR4-like. Lineage: Eukaryota; Metazoa; Porifera; Demospongiae; Suberitida; Halichondriidae. Gene Ontology annotation, molecular function: zinc ion binding. The coding region runs from base 33 to 15851 and encodes 5272 amino acids. The record is from RefSeq and is a predicted model, not a curated record. The transcript has 92 exons.
CCACGUGUAUCUAUUAUUCUCUGUUGAGAAAAAUGGAGUCAAAAGAAGAAGCAGGUGAAGCAGAAGCUUCCAGCAAUGAUGAGGUAUCCUCUGGACUCUUGGCUGACCUUGAGGCCCCUGAGGAAUUGUUCAAAGUGACAGGGUUCUGUGAAAAGCUGGCAAAAAUGUCGACUGUGUUUCAAAAGCUUCAUGUUGGAACAGCCUGUCUUGCGUUACUCUCCUGCGAUCGGAUAGUCGCACAACUAAAGCAAAAAGAUCUUGCUGAUGGCAGUGUGGUGGUAACUGGGGUGACCUCUUUGCUCAAGUUUCUACUGGACUCACUGCAACAUUGCGGUAGCCAUUACUCGAUUGUGUUCAAAGCUCUCAGUGAGUUUUGUCAUGGGCAUUCAUUUCUUAGCACUAAUGACAGAAGUUACCUCUUUGAGCAGCUAAAGAAGAGCAAGUUCGAUGCAGAGAUUGCAGAACUUGAAGGCACCUUACCAGAAGAUGCCUCCACUAAGAGCAAGACCAAACCCUCCCCUCAAUCGAAGGACUCUGCUCAGUCCACACUCAAGAGCUUCUUUGCUACCCUCACCACUCCGCUCAGACAAUCCUCCCUCUCACCAAAGACACAGUCGGAAAAGGACCCCACGACCUCUGACCUCUUCUCUCAGGUGUGCUCCGAGGCGCUGUGUGAGUUGGGGGGUGGGCUGAUCCUCAUGGACUACUGUUCUGGUCUCACUGCACUCCGACCUGCGGAGAAGAACUAUUGGAGCUCCUCAGGGGAGAAUGGCAUGACCGGGCUAGUCAAUAGAUUGGUUGAGAGCAGCUGUGCUGUGGAGGCAGUCUCACUGAUAGUGCAACUGCCUGUUCUGGUGAACGAUAGCUCCAACCUUCGACCAAAUACGCUGACUCAGCUACUAUUCAGUUGUGUUGAGGCCUCGACUGCUGCAUGUGUGUGCCUCGCUGGACUGGGCAAGAAGACAGUGCAGCCUGCUGACGAGGGUACUAGUGCAUCAACAGCUGACACCGAGGUCGUGGUCAGUUCUCUGGCCGAGCUCUACUCUCACUUAUCAGCGUGUGCCCCGCCCGCUGGCCACACCCCUUUCCAGGCCGUCAAGGCACUCGUCUCAUCCAUUACCUGCAAUGCCAUCAAAGCUCAUGUGAGCCUGUUGUCCAUCCUGGGUGCUCUGCACAACACCACACCCCUUUAUUGGAACGUUAACACUCUGUUCAUCUACCACGUCUUCAAUGGGUUAGGGUCCCUACUGGGUCAGACAGGAAGUGGGACAGGAAGUGAGCCUGGAGGCAAUAAGCUGUUUGGUCAUGUGCGACUGUCUGUGCCGUGUGGAGAGCUCGUGUUGGCAGCUGUCGAGUGGUUGCAGCUGCUCUGUGAGGAGUUACUGAGAGAUGGCGAGACUACCACGGAGGAGAAGGCACUAACGAUUCUCACCUUUGACCUCAACACUAACUACACCAGCUGGCAACGUGUGGAGAUGCUCCUCACCCACACCCCUCUAUUGAGCGUGCUCCCAGCCGUGCUACUAGCCUCAUACAAGAAGGCCACAUCGCUAAUGGAGGCAUCUCGAGCUCAGUCUAAGAAAGAACAAGACACGCUCGUGCGAACACGUACAGACAAACAGGAGAGCCUCGCCCAGCGACUCAGUCUGGCACUAUCAACCAAGAUAUCAGAGAAGGCAGAGUCACUAUUGGCCCCGCCCAUGGAAGGUGACGAGGAUGAAGUAUAUUCCCCAUCCUCCAACUCCACAGUGAGCUCCAGUGGUGAUGUGGAGGGAGUGUACACACUGCAGGAGUCUGACCUGGCUGACUCGGAGUUCUCUUCUGGGGAUGAGGAAUCAGUUAUGCCUCUGCCGUUGGACUUCCCCCACCCGUUGCCUGGCCACCCCCUCUUUCCAUAUAUGGUCGAUUUCCUUCGUCACACAGCGUCACCUGCCACCCCGGCAGCCCCUCCCCCUCCACCCCCUCUCCCACCACGCCUACCUCCUCGUAACAUACCACGGAAAUCAGAUGAGGGAACAUUGCAACAAGCGGAGCCAUCGAAGAAAAAACCUGCUUUCUAUCUUCGUCUUUCCCUGCAAACAUUGUCUUGCUUAUCCUCCGGUUUACUAUGUAGCCAGAAUAGUCAGGUGACAGAGUUUGUACGCAAGAAGCUAUCUGCCGAGCACAUGUCUUGUUUCGCUUGGCUGCUUCGUUCUGUGACUAAUGAUCAGCUGCAGUCAGAGCUGCUUGAGAUGCUCCAUAGCCUUGUGAUGAGAGGUAUUAUAGGAGAUGGUUUGCAGGGACUAUUGCUGAGGGAGUUGGAGCUCAAUACCAAGUGUUGGCCACUACAGGUGUCCCACUCGUGUCUGUCCCUACUGGGUAGAGUGUUGGUGUACAGAGGACGGGCAGACCAUCCUGAGGGGGAUCCUCUCGCCAUCAACAUCUGGAAGGGAUUUUUGAGGGCAAUUGAAGAAGCUUGCUUGUCUGAGGACGAGUCCAAUGAAGACUUUGAUGUGACAUACCUUCAGCUGUUCUUGUUGGUGUGGCACAACUUCCCCUCCCCCGUGAGGAAGGAGCUCCUCGUGCUCUGUGCCCACAUCAUCAUCAGGGUGGCUGAUGCCAGACAGACUGGUGGGCGUGUAUCAUCACUGAUGACCAGUCGACUCCUCACUCUAUUCGAUUACCUCCUCUUCCAGUUCUCAGAGCCAGUGUCAGAGCUCAUGGAUCAGGUCAACAAUAAUCUGUUCUCAUUCUGCAAACCAGUGAUCAGUAGGGCGGACGAGGACACACCCACUAGCUCCACCCCCAGCUGCACCAAGUUCUACGCCAGUGAGCUACAGCUCCAGUACGCAACCAUACUGUCGAAACCAUCUUCUUCAACCAAGUAUAAAAAUGAGGGUGAGGAAAGGAUUGACCCAAAGUUCUACAAUGUUCGUCCAAUGGGUGGAGUCAUUAUCACGGAGGAGGCGGAGUCAAUUGAAAUACAAACAGUUGACGAUGAGGCCUGCAGAAUAGUGCUGACGAUGGAGCCCCCCAAAGGGUCCCCUCCCGACAGCCGUGGGUACACUCUUCUAAUCAAGUCUCUAUUGGUCCUCUUAGACUCAGGGAUAGACUACGAGAAGCAUCAGCUGAAACUGUCAGUGCGUGUCCUGGCUGCGUGUGCGUCCCACCAGGCCUUCUGUCUGGCCUCAGGCAUUCUCAGCCAGCUGCCUCCAUCCAUCUCAGUGCUCCAGGCAGUCGUGGACUGGGACAACAUCUCUCUCACUAGCUCAUAUGGGUCCUGUCUCCUUAUCCACACCCUUCUAGUCAGACUGAAACUGAAGCUCAUCGACUUGGAAGACCUCACUGAGACGCUAUACCUGACUGGUUACAGCUCGGAGGAGUCUGACGAGCUCCUGGCAAAGGUAAUCUCAUUAGUGGAUUCUCGGGAGAUCUUCAUCAACAACGCUCUACAGCUGUUCCAGAAGUUUCUCUCCAUGCCUGACUCCACCCAGCUGCCUAUGAUCGCCAUAAUAGCUAUUGACCUACUAGUCUGCCUACUGCACAGAGAACUGUCUCAAGCCUCCAAAGAGAUACAGAACGACGCUCUACCGGUCAUCCUCAAGCUAGCUGACAAACUUCUCAAACAGGGACAUCUCUCCAUACUCGCUAGUUCUCAUCACUUGAACACUUUGCAGCUUAGCAACGGAGAUAAAACUGCCGUCAACGUGCUGUUAAGCAUCACACCUUAUAAGGAAUCGUUGCCACUCUUUUUUCAAUCCGAAAUCACAGAGCGAAUACAGUUCUUUGAUCAUGCUAUCUUGAUCGACGGGAAGGUGAAAGACGACCUGUUGUCAUGUGAUCCUGACGAGCUCCUCGGCUCUCGUUGCGUACAGAAAUACCUCAAUCUUCAUUUCAGAGCCUUUUCAGGCACACAAACUUUUAGUCCUGUACGUACCCUCAAGAGUGCCAUUCAUUCGUGUCUGGGUGUGGUCAACAGUUUCCAAGACUCCCUCUCUUCCCACACUGACUUGAUUGUCCCCAUAGCAGCCGAUGCUUUAUCGGAGAGCCUUUAUGCUAAGUCUCUUGGCCAACUUGUUGAAACUCUGCCAGAACAAGAGGAGCGCUCCAUGCUCUACCAGUUGAAGCUGUGUCUGUCUGCCGUUUCAGAUCCUGAGGUUGCCAAGAGCGAUCGGUUCCAUCGGUUACUGUGUGAAGUGUACCCGACAGCUGGCAAGUUAGUUGGCUCUAGUAUUCUCUCGUCUGCCCUGUUCUCUGAGGAAGGGGAUAUCUCUCUGGCUGAUCUGGUGAUGCUCUCCACCAAGCCAGCUGCCGAGGACCUCCUCUGCUCCAGACAGAUCUACUCUGUUCAGAAGUGCAUCAGUUUUCUCACCUUGCUACUAAAACAGGCAGUCACGUCACCUGACCCUCUCAUAGCAACUGUGCUUAACAAGCAGCUGUCUAGUCUAGCUGCCACACCGCUCUCUGACCUAGAACACUGGGCAGAGAAGGUGUUCAUGGGCCCUAGUGGCAGAGAAGCGGGUGAAAAUGGCCUAACCAUAGCCCUGCUCAAUGCUAAAGAAUUCUUCUUCUUCGUGGACAUUCUGAUGAAUUCCACAAGCCGAGUGGACCUGGCACUACCUAAGCAGCUACUCCUCGCCCUACUCCCAGUGGCCCCGAGCAUCAUCAAGCUCCUCUCCCGCCACACUCAGCCACGCCUCUCGUCCAUAUUCUACCACUUCAUGCUCAGCUGUACUAUUCUAGCGGCCACAGUCGAGGGAGGUCACCUGAUACUAGUCAAGGCCGUAGAAGAUUGGUUGCCUGUUUGCAUUCAAGUGCUCAAAGACACUGACAAUUCGUCAUCCAUAGAUACUAUCGUUCUGUAUUUGUCUGAACUGAGUUCGGCACUCUCGUAUGCGACUGGCGUUGCCGGGGUGACUGAGAAACGAGGGUUGGCCGGAGAGGUCGAGUGUCUCGUGGUGGACUCUGACCCUGAAUCAGAUGAUGAAGGGGCGGGGUCAGGUGGUGUGGUGGGCGGUGAUGAUGACUCGGCAGCUGAUGAAUCAGACGAAGAGGACCUCAACUCUAAGCUGUGUACCUUCACGAUCACCCACCGGGAGUUCACCAACCAACACUGGUACUGUUGUCAUACGUGCAAGCUGGUCGAGGGUCAGGGGGUGUGUACCAUCUGUGCCAAAGUGUGUCACAAAGGUCACGACCUCUCCUACUCCAAGUUCGGCUCAUUCUUCUGUGACUGCGGAGCUAAGGAGGACGGCAGCUGUCAGGCACUGGUGAAGCGUGAUGGUGGGGGUGUGGCCGACUCCCCCCUCUCUCCACACGAGAGAACACUCUUCUCUGAUAAUACCACUGAGAAACGGAUGAGAAGAGAAGAGAUGAUCCCUACCAAAAAGAAAGAUGCAACGACCAAGGAGAAGAAGGCUGGUAAAGACAAGAAGAAGAGGGAUCAACAGCGACAGUCAUCGUUCCCCUCACUACCAGUGACUAAACUAGCCAAGCAGAUUGAGGGAUACAAGACGGAGCUACAGGACUACCUGGUGUCCUCUCGUAUCCCUGCCCUCACCAUGCAGAUGCUAGGUCAGGUGCUGCCAUCAGUGGUGGCCAGUGUCGACCAGACCUCUAGUUUUGGACGCAGUGCUGCGAGGCAAGCCAUGACCGACUUGCACCACUGUAGCAAGGAGGUGGACUACUCUGACACUCUCAUGGCUGCCACCCUCGGCUCUCAGGAAGGUGCCUUUGAGAAUGUCCGCCUCAACUACAGUGGUGACCAGGGUCAGACAAUACGCCAGCUGGUGAGCGGUCACUGUGUCAAGAGGGAGGCCAUGUGUGCUCUACUCUCAUUGAAUGGGAAGAGACAGCACUUGUGUGUUAACCAUGACAAGGGAAAACUGACUGUGCUCCAGCUCUUCCCAAUACUCAAGCAGGCUGAUUCUAAUAGGAGGAAGCUUACUCUCACUCGCCUAACAACGACCUCUGUACCCUUCACUGUAUUGUCUAUGAGUCACAGUCCUUCUAAGGAGGACCACCUCGCAGUGAGUGGACUCAAGGAUGCACAGCUACUCACACUCAAUUCCUCGGGUCAGGUGAUCACACGGGAGAACAUGCAUCCCUCCGUGGGUACCAACGGAUACAUCGUCAAGACAAUGUGGGUGCCUGGUCAAGGUGGUGAGUUAUUGCUGGUGUCAGACACCUUUGUGAAGCUCUACAACACCAAGGUGGACAUUGUCAGUCCAUCAUUCUACUUUGAACUGCCAAUGGGGAAGAUACGAGACGCCACCGUUGCCAUUACCGACCAGGACAAGUUUGUGGUGAUCAUGACGACACAGGGCAAGAUCUACUAUCAGCCCAUCAUCUACGACCUGUCCACACAGGGAGGUCCCAUAUAUUUCACCAUGGACCUGCCUAUCAAGCAUACCAACGUCGUCGAAUCUGACAACACGGUGAAUGGGGGCGGGGCUUCAGUCUACUACUCCCACACACUUAGGAUGCUAUUUUUCAGUUACUACAACGGUCGUUCCUUUGUGCUUGCCCCCCAGUCGUCAUUCUCCGGCUACAACUCACUCGCAGAGCUACCCCUCAAGGCGACCCCUGUGACCCCUGGUACAAAGGGGGCGGGGCCAGCACUCGUACAAUGGACGGAGGUACAGCACCACCCCGGCCUCGUGUGUGCGCUCACACAGACACUGGCCAACCCCGUCGUUAUUCUAGUCAAGCCGGACAAAGUUCAAAUCCAGGAGUUGAAAGCACUGCCCAACAAAGCUAGGGUGCAAGGAAUGGUUGCUAUGAGACAGCCAGCUGCUCAGGGAGAUACACAGAGCUCCCAGAGCCGCACCACCCUCAUGACACUGUGUGAGGACGGUAGCCUGAGGAUAUACGUCACUAACAAGAACACAAACACCGAGUAUUGGCUGCAACAGAACUUUCAACCAGCUAGCCCUCUGGCUGUUCUCAAGUCCAAGGAGAGGAGCACAGCCACCAGUCGACACUCAGGAUCACCAAAGUUCUCUGUGGACUUCUUUGAGAGCUGUCACCAGCUGCAGCCAAAUGAAGUCGAGUUUGGCGGUGCCGACAUUCUCCACAUCUACAACCACAGCCAGGUGAAGACUCGACUCAACGCAGGCAGUCUCUACCUUGCUAACAACAAGCCCUCAGGCUUCACAGUGGAGGUCAGCAACACCGUGUCCCAGAUGACAGUGAUUGUGGGUCUUCGUGUGCAACUGGGCUCCCACUCAAUGGAGAAGGCACCGUCCUUCAUCGAGGUGUUUGGACGCACGCACACGGUGAGCUUCCCAGCUGGCAUGUGUCGAUGGGUGGACAUACCGCUCAUGAGGGAGGAGUCACUGCAGGCUGACAAGAUGGUCAAGAUCAACUUUGGUCCCAGCAUGGAUCCAUCUGGUGUCAACUUGAUUGAUUGUAUCAAGGUAUACACUCGUACCAAGGCCGGGUUUGGUUGGCCUGACGACCCUCCACCUCCUCUCCCUACCCCCAGCAAGGCAGGGACACCUGGCCCCUCCCAGGGGGCGGAGUCAGAGGAUGAGAGCUCAGACAUGGCCGUGAUUGUGUCUACAAAAACUGUCUCAUCGUCAGACAACUUGGUGUGUCAUUCAUUUGAUGUGCUGGCCAACCACUGUCUCUCUGUCGACAAGGAAAAGUGGCCCAAUGUGUCAGAGGUCAUCACCAAGGCAAUGAACCUGCUGACGUACAGUGUGCCGUUCCAACUGCAAUAUCAUUACAAGUUUCUCCUAGCUUGCACUGUCAGCAACAGAGAGGCUUACCUCGAGGAGAAGGAUCGUAUCCAGCUGUCUCAGGUGGUGAGCACCCUCACUGAUGCACAGAGCAAAGACACGCUUAUUGAACCAGAGUACUAUCAAUAUCUGCUACUACUGCUCCUCAAAGUGGGCAAGGUUCGUCCGGACAACCUGCUGCUAUUGGCCGCUCAAGUCGGGUCGUUGCUAGGUGAGGGGGUUGCCGAGGGAGACCGAGUACCACUCUUUAUUGAACUCCUUGUCAAUGUGUUCUGGAAGAUCCUGACAAAGAAUGCUGCCAGUCCAUCUGUGAAGCCUGUCGUUAACCCUGGCUUCACUCUGGUCAAUCUGACGGUGACCUGUCUCACGGAGGUCAUGUGGUUGUGUGUACUGCAAGACCACACCCUACUAUCCGUCGUACUCACACACACCAUCAAGUUCCUCUUCUACACUGACUCACAAGUGUGUGUGCCCGUUGUCAAGGUGCUGAUGAAGAUGCUCAAAAACAAGAAACCUCGUAAAGAAAAGAAAGAGGAAGAGGUGGUCGCUGAAGAAUCAGAAAAAGCUGAAGCUGCUCAAGAGGAUGAACCCAGUGACCCUGUGCCUAGUGAUGUUGGUGGAGAUGCUGAGGGCCCUCCUGCACAAGACGAGGGUGGAGAGGGAUCAGUAGAGCAAGCUGUUGAGAACCAGGAACAACAAGACUUUGGAUGGCAGCAGUUGGAGAUGCCUCCUCAAGAGCCUCUCCCAGCUGGCAAUCAAGCCAGCCUACUGCAAGCUCUGGGAGGUAAUCAAGCGGGCCUGAUGCAAGCCCUGGGGGGUAACCAAGCAGCCCUACUACAAGCCCUGGGGGGUAACCAAGCUGGCCUUAUGCAAGCCCUGGGGGGCAACCAAGCCGGCCUCAUGCAGAUACUAUCCAAUCCUGACCAGUACAUGAUGGCUAUGAAUGAGUUCCUCCCAGACGAUGACGCCAUGAUGAAUAUGGCAAUACAGCUCAGUCUGCAGCAGAAUGAGGAGGGAGGGGGCGGUGCUGACAUGAUCGGGGAGAUGGCCCAGCCCCUAUUGUCUGCUAUGCAAGAUAUGGGACUACCAGUGCCCCAAAUGAACCAGCCCCCCUCAUCACAGAGCUCUGCUAACGAGGUGGGACAGCCUCCUUCUGAACCACCCCCUCUACCUAGUAGAGAGGAGGUCAGUGGGCGAUCAAGCUCCUCAUCUCUUGCCUCGUUAUCAAGAGCUCCUAUGAGUCAGAGCCCCCUCCUGAUACGCAGCUGGGAGCAUGUGAUGCAGGAUGUGGCAGCAGCGGAGGAGAAUGGGGAGGGUGAUGUGGAGGAGGAGCCAGAGGAACCCUCGGAUGAUAAGCAAGCUGACGAGACCACUGAGGCAGAGAUGGCCAAUGAUAGCACUGGAGAGGACGAGCUAGAAGAUGAUGACCCAGGUACUGAGGAGGACCUCCCUCUCAUGUUUGACUCAUGUGAUGGGCAGGAUGCUGGAGAGGGUAACACUCGAUUGGCCUCUCUGAGACACGCCCUCAUCACACAGCUGCUUGAACGGCUGGACCAGGCGGAGGAAGUGGGUGGUCUCAGGUCCAUAUGCUACCUACAGCUGCUCAUGUUUUUAACGAUGAACCUGGACCGUCAUCGUGAGGACGCCAACCUUCUCGUCUCCUUGGUAACCACCUUCUCAUCUCGACUCUUUACAGAUGAGGGGGUGGGCAAGAUGGUUACUCGAGACCACACCCAUGAGACACGCCUACUCUAUCUGCGGUUCAUUAAUAUACUCAUGUCUAGGAAAAAGGAUCGCAGCAAAGAAGGAAAGCCGGCAUAUGCGUCUCACAUGCUCUUCUACACGACGGCUGCCACCCUCCUCAAGGACACGCCUCUCCUUGACUACAGCAGACAGCUGCUCUCUGAGAUCACCACUCGACCUCAGUGUCUGCAAGUAUCUGAGGAUUCCCCCGCUAGCUCCUCCCACUCCACCUUCACCCACCCCUUAGAUGACCUGAACCCGUUCUUUGACAAGCAAUUCACCAAGAACAACACGGACGUGUUCUCCAGUUAUGGUCGUCUCCUGGCAGAGAUCCUAUUGGUCCUUCCGUGUCAGUUGAAGAAAGCCAGCGAGAGCAACAGGAACAUCCCCCCUCCCGAGUUCGGACCCGACUGGAUGGCCACACUCUGUGACUUCUUGUUGAAGGUGUCUCAGACUAUUGGAGUGGGGCGGAGACACGUGAGAAAGUUAUUGCUUCACAUCUGUGGCUCUAAGGAGAACUACCGUCUGACAAGGGACGUUCAUGCCCUCAGGAAUCACCUCAGGGAGGUCGUAGGCACCUGCUGCACGAGCGGCUUCAACCCAGAGAAACACACGGGCCUGCCAGUGCACAUGGCCUAUACCUCCAUGCUAAAGGUGAUUGAGCAGCUGCGUUCGUGUGAGGAGAUAGCCUCAUCUCGUACUAACAACUGGCAGGCAUUCUGUCAGCAGGAGACGAACACUCUCCCGUACCUCCUCCACGUGAGUAUGGUCCUGAACGAGGGGGUUGCCCCUCUCAUCCUGAGACUCCUACACGCGGCCCUGGCUGGUGUGCCCCCUGCAAAGACUACACCCACUAAUGCAGCGGAGAGAGAGGGGAUAUUACGACGACCGUCCAAGAAAGACAAGGAGGCAGCAAAGGAAAAGGAGACAACCAAGCAGCCAGAGCCUGACAAAGAAGCGUGCAGUGUUCUGGUCCAAACCUUCCUCUCCUCCAUUGAUGAAGCCUCUCUGUCGCGGUUCAUCUCCCUCUUCCUUCUCCAGUCAAACUCCACCUCCUUGCGCUGGCAGGCACACAAGUUACUGCACACCCUCUAUCAGUACAGCCAGACUCCACAGCAGGUGUCACUGGUGGAGACCCUCUGGGAGAUGUGGCCCCAGAUGCCCACUUAUGGCCGUAAGUCCGCUCAGUUCGUGGACCUCCUUGGAUACCUGUCCAUCUCCACACCGCAAGUGCUGGAGAAGGAGUCGUUGUGCCAAGGCUAUGUAGAGAGAGCCAUUGACCUGCUCAAGGGCCUCAACAGUCAAGUCUCAACCCACCCAAACUUCCACAUCUACUCACAGCUGCAGAAUUUGGUGGACUUUGACGGGUUCUAUUUGGAGAAUGAGCCGUGUCUAGUGUGCAAUGACCCGGAGAUACCUUACUCUGUAUCCAAGUUACCAGCUAUCAAGUCUGAGAUCAAGUACAGCCCCAAGAUGAUACUGGUCAAGUUACAAGGCUCCUACAAUAUCGCACAGCUGGUCCUCCGCAUCUCAGACAUCAAGAGAACCAAAAUGGUGCGUACCGUCAAUGUUUACUAUAGCAACAGGACUGUGGCGAAUGUCAUUGAACUAAAGAACAAGAGGAAGAUGUGGAUGACUGCACGCAGCUGUACCCUCACCGCUGGUCAGAGUGAAGUCAAGAUUGACUUCCCCUUGCCGAUAGUCGCUAGCAACCUGGUCAUUGAGUUCAGAGACUUCUACGACAACCUACAGGCUGGAUCCGAGUUGCUCCAGUGUCCCCGUUGCCAGGCAACAGUCUCCGCCCACCCCGGGGUGUGUGGUACGUGUGGAGAGAACGUGUAUCAGUGUCACAAGUGUCGUGCCAUCAACUAUGAUGAGAAAGAUCCGUUUCUGUGCAAUUCUUGCGGUUUUAGUAAGUACGCCAAAUUUGACGUGUACGUGGAACACAAGUCAAGCUCAGCAGUCGACCCCAUCGAGACGGAGGAGGACAGACAGAAGACGACCUCCAGCAUCAACAGCAUGCUAGAGACAGCCGAUAGUAUGUACAAGGUCUUAGUUCAGCACAGGAACGACUUGGACCAGCUACUGGGAUCUCUUGCAGGGGGAAUCAUCGUUUCCCCUGGAGCUAACCUCCCCACGGACACUGGUGCCAACAAGGGCAUCCUAUUGGUCGCUCAACGCUACUCAAACGAUUGCAAGACUACAUACACGGAACUGAGUAAGAUCAUCCGAGGUGUGUUAGCAUCACGUAGAGAGCUGGUGGGAUACGAUCAGAGGAUUGUUGAGUUUGGAACAGGCGUGAUCCCUGAGGAGGGUGGUCCAGAACAGAACAAUGGAACUAGCGGAUCGUUGUCCAUCCCGACCGUGAUCCGAGUUGACUCUGCCCACUCUACCCCCACCCCUAAAGGCCACGCCCCUCAUCAAGGAUGGUGCUUUGGCUGCUCGUCAGCAUCAAUUGAACAUUGUAUCAACCUCCUUAAAGCUCUAGCAUUUGUCGCACCCACACGACGUUUGUUAGUCACACAGAACCUGAUUAGAGAACUAGUACGGGUUAACCUGAGGUCAGGUAGUCUACAGAUGAGGAUACAUGUGAGACGCCUCCUCUGUCAGCUGACCAGAGAUGACCCGGUGGCCACUGCUGAGCUCAAUAGCUACAUACUGGACAGAGUGUUGGACCAGAUAGCACCGAAACACAUCACAUCUAACUUGGUUGCAGCUGUUCGUCCUGAGAUCAUGUUGCUGGCAGCCUCACUGGACAUGGAGGACUCGUGCUGGGAGGAGAGACUCAGGACAGUUGUGCGUCUGUUUCAGAAGUCCCAACUCAACACUAGUCCAGCUGUUGUCACCGGGGUUACCCUGCCCUGUCUCAAGAUACUGCAAAAUGUUAUCUACCCAAGAGAAGCAGUGAGCAGCAAAGACAAGAAAAAAUCGUUCCUGGCCGACUGCAAUGCACUUCAACUAGGUGAUGACAUCACUAUUAAGACGUCUGAUUGGCUGAAAGGAGACGCCACGUUUGACCAAUGGAAAGCAGGGAUGGACAAUCGUACAGAGCAAAGCAACGAGGAGUUGCGACAACGAAGGCUUGUGGAUAAGUAUGCCCGAAUAUGGAGAUUGAAGACCAUCAAAGUGUCCCAUUCUCGCUCGCUGCUCAAACAUGACACCUGGCUCCGCUCCAUGCUGUUCAACCGGUCGAGUCAGUCAGCUCGUCAAGCUUCCUGUCGCCUGGUGGAGUCCCUGUGUGUGGGCGAGGCUAGACACAGGCAGGUGCUCGACCUACUCUGCAGCUUCCUGGACCAGGUUAGUAAGGCUGGGGAGUCGGCACAGGAGUAUCUGGAGCUCCUACACACGCUCACGUCUGACCCCACCCACAAGUGGAAGUCGUACCUAGCCAUGAGGGGGGUGCUCCCACAGAUUGGUGAUCUGAUUGCGGCCGAGAUUGAGCACAUGACUGUUCUUGAAGACUCCACUAUGAGCUUCAACCUCUCCCAGGGUUACGCCCUGAAGAUGCUAACUGUGCUCCUCCAAUCGUUCCUAGAGGUGGAGAGCAUCAAGCGUAACUACAAGGGCAAGCUGGUCAGUGUCAUUCUCGCUGGCUACCUCUCUCUCAAGCGUCUGGUCAUUCAACGAACUAAGAGGAUCGACGAGAGUCAAGAACUCCUCCUCAAGAUGCUUGAGGAAUUAACGUCUGGUACUGACCAAGAGAGGCAAGAGUUCAUGGCCACUUGUGUGGAGACGCUCGAUAGGUUCAAGGACUCUGACCUUUUGACCCCUAUCUUCGUGUUUGAGCGCCUCUGCAAUAUCAUUCAUCCAGAGGAGAAUGAUGUUGGUGAGUUCUUCCUGUCACUGGACAAGGACCCUCAACAAGAGGAGUUUCUACAGGGUCGUAUGCAAGGCAACCCCUACCCCUCCUCCACCACCGGCCUGGGGCCACUCAUGAGGGAUGUCAAGAACAAAAUUUGUACAGAUUGUGAGCUAGUGGCGCUGCUGGAAGACGACACUGGAAUGGAGUUACUGGUGGCUAACAAAAUCAUCUCCCUGGACCUGCCAGUGAAGGACGUCUACAAGAAGAUCUGGUGUGCCCAACCAAAUAAGAGUGAUCGUAUGCGUGUCGUGUACCGAAUGCGAGGUCUCCUGGGAGAUGCCACGGAGGAUAUGGUUGAGCAGCUGGACGUUGCUAAAGAUGAAAUUGACGAAGAGGAGGGGUACAAAAUGGCGGCCAUCUUGUCUAAAUGCGGAGGAUUGGACUCUGUACUCUCUCGACUGGCUAGGGUCAAUGAUUUCAUACAGGGUCAUAAUUUGAUCUCUGCUGCACUCAAGUUGCUAGGUUACUGUGUGAAGCUGAAGGAGAACAGACAAUAUCUCUUACAACCUCAUCUCAACACUCUUAAUACAUUACUAGGCAUUCUAGAUCUGUCUCUUCACUACGAGGAGGCCAACAGCACUGGUAUAGGAGCAGCUGUGGCAGAGAAGACUCUCAAAGUGACCGAGCGGUUCCUCCAGGAGGCAAGUAGUGAGGCUCCUGUGUUGGUGAGGACACCCAGUCAUGACAGCACUGAUGGUGGGAGCAUAUCACCUGACGGAGAGGACAACAGACUGCAGGUGUUCCUCAAGCACAUUGAGAGCUCAUUCGUCCAAUCCAGUCCCUCGAUACGGGAAGGCCUCAUGCACGUUAUCCCAUUCCUGACAUUCGGUGAUCCACGUCACAUGAACGUGUUACUACAACAUUUUGAACCCUAUCUGAACUUUGAAAAAUUUGACUUGCACCAGUCGGCUGAGAACACCCUCUAUCUGGACUGCUUCUGUGUAGUAGCCGCUGGAAUUGGGAAAGACGCUAGCGGUGAGAAGCUGAAGGACUUGGCUAAGGAGACUGGGCUUACCCCGGCAGCUGUGGCCUACCUCAAGAGCAAAGUACCGAGCAAAAUUGGCUCCUUCGACACUCCCGAGUGGAAGUUGUGCAUCUCCCAACCAUCACUACCGUACGUGCUUAAGAUGCUCGCCGGUCUCUGUCAUUGGCACACGAAGACACAGGAGAUACUCAAGGAGGUCAUUUCAGAACUCCACCUACUAGAGCAGGUGGCCUCUGACCAGCACAUCGGCACGCUCGCUGAGAACCUUCUAGAGGUCGUGGCAGAGCAUCCACCAUGUUAUGAAGAGAUUAAGAGAGUCCGUAAGGCAACUAGAGAGGAGAAGAAACGACGAGCAAUGGCCAUGAGACAGAAGGAGCUGGGUGCACUGGGUAUGGAAGUGAACGAGAAGGGUCAGGUGAUCGCACAGUCCACACUCGUGUCGGAGAUGGAGGGACAGCUGAUCGAAGAGUCAGGCCUAAAGUGCUGCAUUUGCCUCGAGGGCUAUAAGAAUCAACCGCAGAAGAUUCUCGGUAUCUACACGUACACGAGGAAAGUGGCACUGGACGAGUUUGAGAACAAACCACGCAAGACUGUGGGCUACUCCACCGUGUCACACUUCAACGUGGUCCACUACGAAUGUCACUCUGCAGCUGUCAAACUUGCCCGGAGUCGAGACGAAUGGGAAAGUGCUACUCUACAGAACGCCAACACCAAGUGCAACGCCUUACUGCCGAUAUGGGGGCCCGAGAUUUCACAUACCAACUUCUCGAGUUCUGUUGCAAGGUUCCACAACUACCUACAAGAGUGUACUGGACUAUUUGACCCCUCCUUCCACACCCUCGCUCACGAUAUUCGACUGCUUCUGGUCCGGUUUGCCUACGAGAAGUCCUUCAGUGGGGAAAGUGGAGGGGGCGGUCCACAGAGCAACAUGCACCUGCUCCCCUACUACCUUCAUGUUGGAGCACACGUCAUGAACCUGAGUCACUGCUACCAGAGAGAGGAGAGGAACCUAGCAACCUUCCUGGCAGCUGCUCCUGACACCUGGGUCUCCUCCGCUUAUGAGUUGGACGGUCCCCAGUACCAGCUGGUGGUGUCACUGUUCAUCCAGUCGUUGAGUGAGUGGGAGGAGCAUCGGACCACCAUCCUCAAGAGACUGUUAGUGUUGGCCCAUGCCAGGAACAGUAGCUCCUCCCUCAUCAAGAGUCUCUCCUCGUCCUCCCCGGCAGAGUUCUCGGUGUACAAGCCGCUACUAAUGAUGUUCUCACUAGUGGACAGUCUACAUCGAGUCCUCAAGACCACACUGUCAGUGUCUGGUAGUGACCUGCCCACAGCUUUACUGGAGCACGUUCGGACCAAUGAUAGCACCGUGCUGGAAGCUAGCGACAAGCUGUUGACAGAGUUCCAAGAUCAGGUGCAAUUAUGUGAGUCCUUCCAAGAGUUCCUUGAUGUCAUGGGGUUGCUGGUUGCUAUUGACAACCCAGAUGUCUUCCUGGCGGAGUUGCUCUCCUUGGUCACAGUCACCACCGCUAGUGACAACUGAACCAGUACCAGUAGAAACUUAUUAUAAUUAUAUAUGAUUAAACAUUUUUACAAGUGUUAUUAUACUCACAAGAUUAGUUGACAUUAGCGUUUUAUAUCCAACAUUUUAGCUGAACAUUCGUUAUUAUCAUUGUGUGAUCAUAAUUAUAGUUAUUAUUAGACAGUC